Messenger RNA from Solanum stenotomum, 906 nucleotides. RefSeq lists its product as uncharacterized. The record is from RefSeq and is a predicted model, not a curated record. The transcript has 4 exons. Bases 1 to 906 code for a protein of 301 amino acids. Lineage: Eukaryota; Viridiplantae; Streptophyta; Magnoliopsida; Solanales; Solanaceae.
AUGGAUUCAGAGGAAAGACGAUUCUCCGGCAAAGUUUAUAGCAGGAGAAACCGUAAAACCUUGAAGAAAGAUAUUUCUCUGGCCACUGCCGCCGGUGUAACUGCACCAGAGACCAAGGUUACAUUUCCGAUGGAUUCGGAAGAAAGACGAUUCUCCGGCAAAGUUUACAGCCGGAGAAAGCGUAAAACUACUGCUGACGGUGUAGCCACACUAGAGACCAAGGUUUCAAAAACCCUAGAUGCAGAGCAACCGGCAAAGGUAAUAAUACCUCAGGCAAAUUUUUUAAUUACUAAUUCCACCUCGGGUGAUGUGGAAUUGAGGGAAGGUAGCAAGCCUAAUCGGUCACUGAUUUCUAGGGCUGAAGAUAGGGUUAGGGUUAGGGUUAGGUUAAAUAAAUCGAGGUCUCUAGUUGAAAUUAGAGAAGCUAGGAGGGUUUUAGAGGGCGAGCUAGAUCAUGUUAGGGGUAUGGUGAAGAAGAUUGAAGCUAAGGAGAAGCUUCAACACACUUCAUGUAAACAUCGUGGUUUAGUUUUAAAAUCUAGUCGUCCCAUUAGUUCUUAUAGAUAUCCAAGAUUUGGAGUUGAUGAUGUGAUGAAAAAUCCUUGCCCUAAUUUUGUGCGACCUAUUGAUCUACCAAAUCCAUUUCGCGCACCUAGUCUUGCAGCUAUUUCAAGUUAUGGAAUUGUAGAGAGGGAGAAGAGGAGCAGAAAGCCGAAUAGGUAUUACAAUAGCUCUGACUACCUUCUUGAGAAGGACAAACUACCUUCUGGCAUCAAUAAUAGGAAUAAAAAAGACUUGAAGAAGAAGAGGGAGAUGACGAUUGAAGAAGGUACAAGUGGUGAAAUGCGUAGUAGUACUCAUGUUGAAAGUGGGAGAGAGGCGGAUAACUCAUCAAGCAGUGAUUAG